AUGGCCCCCAUCUCCCCAGGCUUUGAAGCCGCUCCGCCUCGCAAGGUGAAGAAACUCACCUCCUCAAGCAACCUGCACCGAUUCGAGUCCUUCACGAAACGUAUUUCUCGGUUGAAGAUUGACCCUGUCCAUACAGUUGAGAAGAGAAACUCGAAUAAUGAGAAUGAUUUAUCUCAGAGCUUUUUCCGAACAUCACUGGAGGAAUGGGCCGAGCUGAACUUGUCACACACAUUCACGAGCUUUUUGAACAAAGCAAGCCCUCUCUGCGAAAAUCUGCCGCAGCUGCUUCACCAUGCCGACACAAUUUUUGACUUGCUCGUACAACACAUUGAAAAGAAAGAUGCACUGGCCUUGGAGCCUCUCCUGAGCCUUCUCGCCCACCUUGCACAUGAUCUUGGUCAGAGUUUUGAACAAUACUUCGCGAGGAGUGUGACAUUGGUCACUCAUGUUGCUGCCACUCAUGAGAGUGCCGACGUGAUCGAAUGGUCAUUCACGUGCUUGGCCUGGAUGUUCAAAUAUCUCUCUAGAUUACUCGUGCGAGAUCUACGUCCUCUUCUCAACAUUAUGACGCCAUAUCUGUCCGCCAAGAAAGAUUAUAUUCUUCGUUUCAGUGCGGAAUCCCUUGCUUUCUUGCUGCGGAAGGCUGCUGUCUUAUAUCCGAAAAGAAAGGCUCCGCUAAGCCUCGCAGUGAAACACCUCAUGCAAGAAUGUUCCCGAGACGACAGGUCAGCCUCUCUACACCCAUACAGGAAUGGGGUCAUAGCUCUUUGUGCUGAAAGCGUGCGAGGAAUCGAUGGACAACUACAUUCGAGUUCUGAAUCGCUUGUACGCUGUCUUUUGGAUACCGCCGUGUCAAUGGAAGAGGAGGUCGUCCGACCUACUGUCGAUGGAGUCCUCAUCGCACUGAUCCAUGAGACAAACCGCGUGGGGUUUCAACCGGUCUUCGAAGUGGUGCUAGACCGCGUUCGACAAUGCGCGGCAUCUGUUCAACCGGGCCAGCUGUCAUUCGCGCUUAGAUUGCUCACAGUGGUGAUGGGGACGAGAAAAGGUUCGAGGAUCCCUGAUUGGACUAAGGUGAUACAGGCCUUUCUGGAAAUCACCGAGGCUUGCGGCCAGACCGAGAGCAUGGAGAUUCAAACAAAACGAAGAUCAGCAACUGUUUCGGCGACAAUUCUUCAGUAUGCUCCGAUGGAUCAUUUACUACCAGUGUCACAGAAGUUAUUGGACUCUGCGACGAAAACAUUUUCACCGCGUGAGUUCUUUGGCUUCUGCACACUAUGUGCCACCCUUGGAAAAGAAAGAUUUACCAUUCUGGUGCUUCCUCGACUCCAACAGUACAUCGUGACCUGUUGGUCAGAUGAUGAAGUCAGCGUCUACUAUCUAGGGGAAAGACUCCAUCAAGAUGGGAUUCUCUCUGUUGGAGAGAAAACCACCGGAUCUAUGGACUGCCCACAGCAGCUUCAGGACUUCAUCACCGGUCAACUGUCCAUAAAAGCCUCGGAAUUGGUUGCUUGGCCCGUGCACCUCAUCGCUGGACGAGUUCACUUGGCUAGAAAUCUUCGCUUCAGUCAAAACCCAGAGGGCGCCGGUGCUCUCCUCAGUGCUUACCGAUCGUUGAUCGCCGAUGCGCUGAACGAGACCGGAAGUGGUUCGGACCUGCGUUGGCGCGUCCUUCUGGGCUGGGCUUUUGAGACCUACCUUGACAUGUUACCCGAUGACGAUUCUGGCAUCAAACCUCUCCUACGACUCGCCCUAGGCACUUCCCCUACUAAUUUUCGACUACCCUCCUUUUUACACGCUAGUAACCGCCUGUGCAAUAUGGCUGCUACUUUCAAAGGCGUUGAAAGCAGUGUUUUACAACGUGUCCGAUACAUCUUGGUUCAAAAUCUGCUUAGCUCUUCAGUAUCACUGAAAGUGGAGUCUUUGCGCCUGCUCUCACUACUUGCAACUCCAGACCUCAACGAAUGGAUCUCUGAAUCUAUCGAUCUAAUGCUUCAUAUUCUGGGAACUUCGUACACUCCAGCCGAAGCUAGACAAAUUGCGAUGCUUCUCAGACGCCUUCCACAGCGGCAAAUCAAGGUCGCUUCAGAUUCGGAUUUUCAGAAUAUGAUUCCCUUCUUCGCUUUAGGCCUGCUCUCAAAUUACCACGAUCAAACAAGGAAAGAAGUCUGCAACAUUCUAGCACAGAUGGUGGAAGGAACAUCGGUCGAAGAAACUGUGAUCGACGUAGCUAUGCAAUGGCUCCAAACACCGCCAGAACUUGCAAGCAAUCUCCGAAAGAAUCCUGAGCAAACGAAGGUAAAGCCAUCGGCAUUCGAAUGCAUGAAUCUUUCACAAAUCGAUGAGCUUUGUGAUACAGUCUUUGACGAUUUUCAGAAUUCGAGCGAAAGACUUCACAAAAUUGCAGAAAACGAACAUCAUUGGGAAAGCACAAGGACUCCGGUGACCGGUCGAACUUUGGCCCUUCACGUUUUAUUGGCGAUGCCGGCCUCUGCGGAACGUCGGUCUCGUUUGUUUGUGCCAAUAUUUUUGGCUGCCCCGAUGCGUCGUGGACAGCUAGAACACAGGCCUAACUCAGAUGCUUCUAUGUCGUCGCACACAAUGAGCCCAGAAUUGGACGACUCCGAAUGGUCACUCUCAGACCGCAGGGCCUUAUUGACACUAUUGGGCAAGUUUGUCAAUCCUCGGGUUCUUUUUAGAUCCAGCGAGGUGUAUGACAAGCUUAUUGAUCUUUUAAGCAAUGGAAAUCGUGAGAUCAGAAAGCUAGCACUGCAGGCGGUAUUCACGUGGAAAGAACCCGUUCUAACUCAGUACGACUCCACACUGCUGCAGGUGGUUGAGGAGAAGUUCUCGACAACAUACCUAGAGACGUUGUUGAGCGUUGAUGAGGAACAAACGACCAUCAAGCCGAACGAUCGCAAUACUGUUCUCCCAAUUCUUUUGAGACUUAUCUUUGGUCUGAUUGUUGGCCGAGCAGGCACAACGGGCUCACAAGAAGCGAGAAGAAAAUCGAUACUCCGUGCUCUGUUUCGGAUGCGGGAGGGCGAGAUCGCCACAUUUCUCAACAUUGCGCUGGGCAACCUAAAGAAUAUUCCGCCUGCAGUUUUGCAGCCAGACUGCAUCGGGCCCGACCCAAUUUUGAUUCCUGACGAUCAGCAAUAUGGAUUUCUCCGAUUGCUUCUCUCAAUGCUCGAGACGUUACAGAGCCAGUUCGCACCCUAUGGCGUGCAAGUCGUUGAUGCAAUCAUUUUCUGUAUUGUCAGAUCGUCGCACCAGAAUCAUGCUCCCGUCAAUUCUUCUAGUGCAGGAUCAGCUCUGUCCCGAAAUAUCAGACGCAGUGGCUUCCAAUGUCUCGUGCUUCUCUUCGAGCAUUGCCCAGGAAUUGAUUGGCCACGCUAUUUGCCGGUUCUCUUCAGAAAUGCCAUCUCUCCCCGUCUUGAGAACUUCGCAUCUGAGACAAAUCAAGGUAUAUCUGGGCUUCUGCGUCUUUUUGCGUCUUGGGUGCACCUCAACGACCUCAUUAGUUACUUGAGGGAAUAUGAUGAGAGAGUUCCCGAUGUGCUUUGGCAGUGUUUAACUGUGCCAUCCGCGCAAAAGGAAGUCAAGGUUUUUAUUUUGGAAGAGAUCGUUUUGCCCUGGAUACAUCUGGCCGAAGAUAAGUCAAUAACCCCGAAUAAAGCUGCCGAACUGCUUCGCACGGUGUCAGAUGACCUUCUGAAAGCGAUCAUGGUACUUCUGGAAAGACAGCCACCCAAAGAAAUCCUGAGCGCCAUAACCUCUGUGCUGCCAAGGAUUCCACAUUUUGCGACUUCUCCCAAGUCUCAGCAGAAUACAGUGAGUUUGUUAACCGGCCUUCUCAGUGAUUCGGCCUACAAAACCCCCCCAAGUAUCAAGAGUCAACUGCUUCUCUCGAUCCGCAACUUUCUGAAUGCUGGCGAAACCGUGGUGGAUGAGAAUUUACAAACCAAAAUCUUCAAUUUGGUUUCAUCUUUGUUCAACUAUUUCAAGGACCAACCCAAUCGUGGCGUUCUCUGUGACAUUCUGGAGAAUUUAUCGAAUUUGCGGGAAAUCUUUAUGCAACCAGCGCGAUUAUGUCACGACUUGAACGCUGUUUCGGCAGAACACCUGGACGAGAUUGACUAUGACAGGCGGCUGCAAGCUUUUCAAGCAAUCAAUUCGAUGGACGUUGAUGAGCGGAGCUGUAUUGUAUGGCGACCACUAACAUACAACCUGCUUUUCUUUAUGAGGACUGUCGAGGAUUUCUCCAUUCGCUCCAAUGCGCUCAGCUCCCUGAAGCAAUUCAUUAUCAAAGCAUGUGCGGCCGACAUCCCAGAACUGAUCGUUCUGAUCAAAGAUUCGAUUCUUCCUUCAGCCAAAAAGUGUAUCAAAGACGAAUCGGAGCUUGUGAGAGCCGAUUUUGUUUCCCUUUUUGGUCUUCUCGUUCAGCAUAUUCGUGAUGACCCAGAUUUGGAGAAUAUGGCCGUCCUCCUUGUUGGUAACGACGAAGAAGCAUCUUUCUUCUCCAACAUUCUUCAUAUACAGCAACAUCGUCGUGUCCGAGCAAUCCACCGCCUCACGUCCGAGGUCGAGAAGGGCGCAAUCCGUGCGCGAAAUAAUGCAGAGGUUUUCAUCCCUCUGUUGGAAAUGUUUGUUGACGAUUCUGCCACUGAUGAGUCAGCUCAGAGCAUUAAAGGCCAAAGUAUCACUGCCAUGGGGACUUUGCUACAAUGGAUCGAUUGGAAGCACUUCAAAGGGUUAUUUCGCAAGUACAAAAACGAGAUCGAUGCAAAUGAAAGCGACUCAAAAGCCGCUAGCAAGCUUCUCGGAUAUGCGGCAGACGCGUUGAUGUUUGCAAAAGACCCCCAUUCCGCUCCCACACGAUCACAUCUCGCCGAGACGCUGCCCGAUAAUGGAGUGGUCGAAGAUGAACUGAGGACGCAUUUCAUACCCAAACUUGCAGAACUCGUUCACUACAAAGACGAGGCCGAGAUAAGUUUCCGAGUUCCCAUUGCGGUCACCGCGAUCAAGCUUAUCACGAUGCUGCCUCAAGAAGAGGUCCCUAUGGUCGCCGCACCAAUAAUCCUCGACAUUGCGCAGAUCCUGAGAAGCAGAACACACGAGUCCCGUGAUGUUGCACGCAAUGCCCUCUGCCAGAUCGUCCUGAAGCUUGGCCCCUCUAGCCUACAAUUUGUCCUCAAAGAACUGCGCACAGCCCUGACUAGAGGAUACCAGUUGCAUGUCGUCUCCUACACCCUUCACGCAAUUCUUGUUGCGAUUACUCCUGUCGUCAAGCUUGGAGAAUUGGACUACUGCGUCGAUGAACUUGUCAUGGUCAUCAUGGAUGACAUCUUCGGUACAGUGGGUCAAGAGAAGGACAACCAGGAUUAUGUGAGCAGCAUGAAAGAGGUCAAAAGCCGCAAAAGCUACGAUUCCAUGGAGUUGCUGGCGCGAACCAUAAGUAUUUCUACAUUGUCGAAGCUAGCCUCGCCUCUUCAAACCCUUUUACUCGGUACUCUGACGACAAAGCAAGCUCGACAGGUGGAUGAGCUCCUCCGAAGGCUUGGAGUCGGAUUGUCACAAAACCCGGUGGCAAACAAGCGAGACAUAUUGGUGUUUGCAUACCAGCUAAUUCAAACAAUAUAUCAGCAAAAAGGGAACAGUCGAACUGAGACACUCACCUUGGAUGAGAGAAGUCGUCAAAGAUAUCUGGUGCAACUGGGAUCUACAAACAAAACGACCAGCGCACAAACAUCCCCUCUGCUGUACAAGCUCACUAAAUUUGCCCUGGAUCUCGUGAGAUCUACACUGCAGAAAUAUAACGACGUUCUUACAGCAGAGAACGUCCAUGGAUUUCUUCCCAUCAUUGGCGAUGCUUUGAUCGAAAACCAAGAAGAUGUGAAGAUUUCAGCAUUACGCUUAUUGUCUGCAAUCAUCAAGCUCCCAAUGACCGAACUCGAUGAAAACACCCCCUUGUAUGUUAUGGAGGCGGUGAAAGUGGUGAAGAACUCGACAAACACCAACGAAGAAGCUGCUCAGGCGGCGUUGAAGCUGGUCGCCGCCGUCCUUCGUGAACGGAGGAGUGUCAAGGUUAGAGAUUUAGAUAUUGCUGAUCUUUUGCAUCGAAUCAGUCCCGACAUUGAAGAACCGGACCGGCAGGGAGUAACCUUCAACUUUAUUCGGGCGGUCAUGGCACGGAAAGUUCAAGUGCCCGAGAUUUACGAGCUGGCCGACAAGAUUGGUAUUAUGAUGGUGACCAAUCAGGCCAAGGGAUCACGAGACCUUGCACGAGGUGUUUAUGUUCACUUCCUGCUGGAAUAUCCACAAAGUUCCACGAGAUGGGCGAAACAGCAGAAAUUUUUGAUGAAAAACCUCGAGUAUGACUAUCCAGAAGGCAGACAAUCUGUCAUGGAAGCCAUCAACACCUUGGUUGGGAGGAUCAAAGGCGAAACUGCGCAGAACCUGAUCUCGACAUUCUUCAUUCCAGUCCUGCUCCGAAUGGCGAAUGAUGACCACCAAGGCUGCCGAGAACUGGCUGGAGUUUUACUGGGCCAACUCUUCCGCAUAGCAGACAGAAGCCACGUUAAAGACCUUUUGGAGCCGUUGAGGUCCUGGGUCGAACAGGAAGAGAAUCGGACACUGCAGGAGAUCAGCUUGCAAGCUUACGGUGUCCUUUUACGCACUGAAACUCCCCUUGAACGUGAGGAGAUCGGGCACAUUCGCGACAACCUGACCAAAAUACUUUCAGCGCCGGUGACAGACGACGGAGAUGAUUGGGGGCUUCCCUUUCAAGCUCUUCUGUUGUUAUCAAAAUUGGUGGAUUCCCAUCCCGAUACGGUGUUGAACCAGAGGCAGACGCAACUUUGGUCCCCAGUGUGGAAGUCGCUCGAGCGCGAGAAUUCCUGGAUUCAAAGCGGUGCCGCCAGCUUGAUUCACGAGUUUCUUCGACACUGUGUUUCGACAGACCAUUCGACGCUCCCCCUGACGUGUGACCAUGGUUUGCACCUGCGUGCAGAUGAGUUUCUGAAUGUCUUAAAGACUAGUGCCCGAAUUCUCAGGCGCAAGGAGGGGGGUGAAGAUCUCAGCGCCCAGAUGGUCCAAAAUCUCCUCUUUCUAGGCCAAUGUGCGGAUGUCAACGGGCUCAUGAUGGAGGUGGCCGACAAAUCGGGUGACGAAGAGGACAAUGACUCAGAAAUCGAGGAGCAGUCGGAUUCUGACGAUGAUGCACCCAGAAAAACCAAAGAUAUUCCCGCGAUUCAAUACCUGCUCGACCAAGUCACGCGUAUAUUGCGGGCAGAAACCAGCUCCCCCACAUCUGCGGCUCUUCUUCCAAAACGAUCAUCAUUGACACUGCUCUCUCACCUCAUUCCGACUCUCUCGAUGACUAGUCUGACCCGACCAAGGAUCCAAGACAUUCUUCUACCCCUACAGCACCUAACCGACCCCAACACCGUCCGGGCUCGAUCAGCAGAUCCCACGUUUGCGGUCACAUAUCAGGACCUCAUUGAACUCGCACACGACGUGAUGGAGAAAGUCCAGAACAAGCUCGGAGACACCGAGUACGUCAAAGCAUUGACGGAAGUGAGCAAGAUUAUGCGUGAAAGGAGGGAGCAGAGGAGGACGAAGAGGAGAAUUGAACGUGUAGCCGAGCCGGAGAAGGCUGCCAGAGAUAAAAAGAGGAAGAGCGAUAGGAAAAAAGAGCGGAAGAAGGAGAUUGGCAGGGCGCAUCAGAAGAGACGAAGGGAGAUUGGGAUGCGAUGA
Molecule: messenger RNA, 7758 nt
Organism: Rhinocladiella mackenziei CBS 650.93
Lineage: Eukaryota; Fungi; Ascomycota; Eurotiomycetes; Chaetothyriales; Herpotrichiellaceae
Exons: 1
Coding region: 1-7758 (2585 amino acids)
Cellular component (GO): nucleolus; 90S preribosome; small-subunit processome
Source: RefSeq, a predicted model, not a curated record